Messenger RNA from Culex quinquefasciatus (southern house mosquito), 2233 nucleotides. RefSeq names its product mitochondrial potassium channel ATP-binding subunit. NCBI's taxonomy places the organism in Eukaryota, Metazoa, Arthropoda, Insecta, Diptera, Culicidae. The transcript is spliced from 4 exons. Gene Ontology annotation, biological process: transmembrane transport. Gene Ontology annotation, molecular function: ABC-type oligopeptide transporter activity; ATP binding; ATP hydrolysis activity. The record is from RefSeq and is a predicted model, not a curated record. Gene Ontology annotation, cellular component: membrane. The coding region runs from base 89 to 2221 and encodes 710 amino acids.
UCGUGUUCAGAAUCGGAAGGAGGUUCCGUGUUUAGUUCGUAAGUUUAGUUUUAAUCAAUUGAUUUCUUGGUGUAAAUAUUCAUUAACAAUGUUGAAAUUGUUACUAUCCGGUUAUCGGACGUGUCAGCCGGUGUGCAGACAACCGCUGGGCCAGCUUCGGCCGCGCGGGGAACUUUUGACGACGGCACGAAAUGCCUUCAACCAACAGACGCGGAACCACCUGGUCAGAUCCGGAGGUGAGCAAGCCGUUCGGACCAGCCGGGGUGGUUCCAAGAUUGUGCAACUUUUGCUGGGCGGAACGGCCCUCACCGUAACCGUGGGCUACAACUGCCGGAAGUGGUUUGUCCACUGUGAGGCUACCAGUGGUCGGCUGGUGGGUCACAAGACUCCGGGGACGGAGGGUGGCGGAACGGUCCGGUUUGAUUGGCGCAAGUUCUGGAGCUAUUUGAGGCCACAUCUGGUGAAGCUGGUGGGAGCGGUGCUGGCGGCACUGGCCGUGGCGUACUUUAACAUCCAGAUUCCGAACCUGCUGGGCGUGGUGGUCAACACGCUGUCCAAGUACGCCCGGGCGGGGAUGAAAGACAUCGACACCGGCAGCUUUGUCGAGGACAUGAAAGCGCCCUCAUUGCGUCUGUUUGGGAUGUAUUUGGCCCAGGCUGGCUUUACCUUCGUCUACAUCUUUCUGUUGAGCCAAAUCGGCGAGCAAAUGGCCGCCAAAAUUCGGCAGGACCUGUUCCGGCAGAUCAUCAUCCAGGACCUGGAGUUUUUCGACGAAAAUCGAACCGGCGAGCUGGUCAACCGGCUGACCGCAGACGUUCAGGACUUCAAGUCCAGCUUCAAGCAGUGUAUCUCCCAGGGAUUGCGAUCGUUUGCCCAGCUGAUCGGCGGCGGAGUCUCACUGUUCCUGAUCUCCCCCCAGCUGGCCAGCAUCGCACUGGUUUCCGUCCCCGCCGCCGUCGCGAUGUUUUCAUUCCUGGGAAAAUCCCUCCGAGCACUGAGCAAACGCAGCCAGGCCCAAUCCGAGCGAGCCACCUCGGUGAGUGAGGAAGCGCUGAGCAAUAUUCGCACCGUGCGGGCCAGUGCCAGCGAGUACGCCGAGGUGGAGCUGUUCCGGCAGGAAACGGACCGGGCGGCCGAACUGUCCGAACAGCUGGGCGUCGGAAUUGCCGUGUUUCAGUCGCUGACCAACUUGUUCCUCAACGGGAUGGUGCUGACGACGCUGGUGCUGGGUGGACACUUUAUGAGCACCAGCUCGAUAAGCGCCGGAGAUUUGAUGGCAUUCCUGGUGGCGUCGCAGGGCGUCCAGCGCUCCCUUGCGCAAGGUUCCAUCCUGCUCGGGUCCGUGAUCCGCGGCAUGACGGCCGGCACGCGCGUCUUCGAGUAUCUCUCCGUUCAACCCAAGGUGGACCUCCAACUAGGUAGCACCAUUCCCGAGUCCCAACGGCGGGGCGAGAUCCACUUCCGGAACGUGUCCUUCACCUAUCCAUGCCGGCCCAACCAGCAAGUACUAAAAGAUUUUUCACUGGUGCUAAAACCGGGCCAGACGGUCGCCCUGGUCGGUGCCAGCGGGUCCGGCAAGUCGACGAUCGCCAGCCUGUUGGAACGGUUCUACGAACCGACGGGCGGUGUAAUUACCGUCGAUGGUCACGAAAUUUCCAACCUGUCCCCGUGUUGGCUCCGCGGAGAACUGAUCGGCUUUAUCGAGCAGCAACCGGUCCUGUUCGGGACGACCAUCUACGAAAACAUCCGGUACGGCCGGCCGGAUGCCACCGAGGCGGAAGUGCUCGAGGCGGCCAAGCUCUCGCAGUCGCACCAGUUCGUGAGUCAACUUCCGGAAGGGUACCAAACGCCGGUCGGUGAGCGGGGCAUUCAACUUAGCGGUGGCCAAAGGCAACGGAUUGCGAUCGCCAGAGCACUGCUCAAGCAGCCAACGAUUCUUAUCCUGGACGAGGCGACCAGUGCGUUGGAUGCCUCUAGCGAAGCGAUCGUACAGAAAGCGCUGGAUGCCGCGGUCGUGGACCGAACCACGCUGGUGAUUGCCCACAGGUUAUCGACAAUUCGGAAUGCCGACGUGAUUGUGGUGCUGGACAAGGGACGGAUCGUGGAGCAGGGGGACCACGAUUCGUUAAUCAAAAAGAAGGGUUAUUAUUACGAGCUGGUGAAGCAGCAGGAACGGGAACAGAGGAAAGAGCAGAAGGAACAGGGGAGGGCAAGGGCUUAAAAAGACAAAAAA